Trichobilharzia szidati is the source of this 3159-nucleotide messenger RNA. The record is from the annotation of a GenBank genome assembly. NCBI's taxonomy places the organism in Eukaryota, Metazoa, Platyhelminthes, Trematoda, Strigeidida, Schistosomatidae.
AUGAACACUCCAAAAAAGAAGUUGCAAUGGUCGUCAGAAAUAUGUAAAAGUCAAUAUGCACAAACCAAUGUAUCUAAUAAUAAUCAAGCUGAUGACUACGACUCAGAGAGAAUGCAAAUACGCUUAUUAACCUUUAUAAUUUUAUUAAAAAAGUCAGAAAAAGAAUUUAAACAAAUUCUACUCAAGCAUAAUUUACACAUAAAUCAAAUUUCAAGGUUACUAACAAUUUUACCGCCAAAUUCAAUUCACCAUUCCAAUGAAAUUCUCAACUGUAUUGAAAAUUAUCAAAUACUUGACAGUGUGUUGAAUUCACAAAUUCAAUUUUCAAGGGAUUAUGAACUAUUGCAAAGUGUUUUACAUUCUGAUGUACAAAAAAAUAGUCAAUAUUUGUAUCAAUUACCAUGGAUUAUUAUUAUUCAGCUCAUGUCAUCUUUAUUAACUCAUACAUCGAAAGCCUUAGCAUCUUAUCCUCUUUUAUCUAAACAAUACUAUUCAUAUAGUCAACAGAGAUCAAGAAUAUUUAAGGAUCGUUUUAUGAAUCAUUCGUCUAGAGGAUUUUAUAGCGGCUUUAGGAAUUCUAACCAUGAAGUACAUUAUCUUUUUAAAAAAUAUAUCUCACUAUCAUCGUCAUUAAAUCAAUUGAAAUUCAUGCCAAUAUCUCUCGGGACUACGCCAUUAACAGUAACAUCUUUAAUUGAGAUGAAUUCAAAACAUUGUAAAAAUGUUAUCAUCUUGAAUGAACAUUUAAAAAAUGCACUUUUGAUGAAAAUACCAUCGGCUUCAUCGUCAUUGAAAAAGAACAAACCUCCUGGUGUUCAAGAGACCAUGCACCCAGACAUCUUUAAAUUAACGAGUCAAUCCCAUACCUGCAAAGAAUUCAACUUGAAUACAAUGGUGAAAUUCAUGAAAUCCUUUAUACUACGACGUUGUAUCUCAACAUAUUCAAAAAGAAUCGACACUUUUCAAUCGCCUCAAUUGUAUCGUUCAUGUUCAGAAAAUAGAAGAAGAAUUGAAAAUCUACAGAAUUAUAAGCAUAAAAAGUUUGAGAAUACUGGCAGUGAAAUUCGCCUAAAUGAGAUUACAAAAAGCACUGAAGUACUCGAAGAAGAUGUAGAUAAAUCAAGUGAAUUUGGUAGUCAUGAUACUACUGAAGACAGCAGUAGCUUUGUGGGUAGUAGUAGUAGUAGUAUGAUUAGUAAUCGAGAAUUACUACCGGAACAUUUAUCACAGUAUAGUGAAUUGAUGAUUACUUCACCAGAAGAUAUUUAUGAGAAGUAUGAAUUAAAUGAAGAGAAGCUUCCAGAAACAGUUGACAGAGCUAGUCACCUAGUUUACGAAAUCGGAUUGACACUGAUGGAUUCUAAUCAGCCAUAUUCCCUAAUUAAUAUGAAGUGUUUAAUCUAUAGUAUUAAUAAGUGGGAUAAAUUACACCUGAAUUAUGGCACUGCGUUGACAGAGAAUCUACUUAGCGAUAGUUCAGUGUAUCGAAUACCUCCGAGUACUAACUUCCAGUUGAAAAAAACACCGUUAUCGCCUAGCAAAGAUACUUACAAUAUUACAAAUACUUGUUUAUUCACAGUACAAGGAUUUAAUAAACGCAAGAAUUUCUAUAGACUUAGUACAUAUGCAGUAGUGGAGAAGCGGUCGUGUCAGAUAACUCCACUGGAUACUUCAUCUUCUCGUUCGUCAGUGACGACAACAACAACAACAACAACAGUGUCAGCGACAUCUUCAAAACGAUCACUAACAAAAUUAUCAUCUAUGUCAGGCGAUAAUUCGUCUACAGCGAAAAUCAAUAACCAAUAUGCUCAUAAGUCAAACAGUAUGCAGAAAAAGCAUCAAGGAGUGAAUACAGCAGCACCCAGUACUGUUUCCAGUAUAUCUAAUGGUGAUGCAAACGAAUUGAAAUCUAACCGACGUGUAACAUCGACAAGAGAUAAACAAAUAAAGAUGGUGAAGGAGAAGGAGGAGGCGAAGAUGACGGCGAAGAAGCAGAAGAAGACAGAAGGAUUUCGAUAUUGUCCAAAAACACCUCUUAUGAAAAAUUCUCAUCUGUUUCUAGAAAAGUCAGUAGAAAAGUCUAGAAUAGGCAUAAGACGAACGUUUACUCCAGUGAAGCCACGACAACGCUACCAACAACAACAUCAGCAACAUCCACAGCAACCACGCCGACUUGUGAGUAAAUCUUCCAGCAUAAAUCAUAUCAAAAUGCUGAAGAGGUAUUCUUCUUCUGUACAAUCGUUACAAAAAACCAAAUAUGCCAAUAUUUAUUCUCCUAGUUCAAAAUUAUAUCAAAUGACAAGGCCUCGAUCAUGUUCAGUUCCAGUGACUAAGAGUUUAAAUAAAUCAAAAGACAUUAAAUCAAGUGUAAAACGUCAUCACAGUCAAAGUUUGGAUAAAGUGAACACAAUAAAACAGAAUAAAUUAUCACGAAAUAAAGAACAACCCUGUUCAAAUUUAAACAAACCUCUAAGACAGAAUAAACAAAUCAAUAUUACUAUGACUAAUAGCGGUAAAACAAUUCAAAUAAGCAAUAUACAAUUGAUCAAAUUACAAACUACACAAAAUCGUAUUCAGGCGGGUAAUUCUAGUGGUUGUUUAACCAAAAAACCAAACUUUAUCCAGAGUAAAGUCGACAAUAAUUUCAUUGCAUCGAUAAAUGCUAAUAUCACACGUAAAUUGGACAUAUUUAUGCCUACAGAUAAAUGGAAAUCAUUGAAUUAUUAUUUAAUCAAGCGUCAACUGUGUCGAAAUGCAUUGAUCACUACUCCUUAUCCAUUGAAUAGGAUAGAUAAAAUGAAAGAUUUGUCAAUUCUACAAUUUGUUCUAGGUAGAAUUACAAAUAGUCGUCUACGCAGUGUAGCAUUUAAACGAGAGAUUGACAAAAUGAAGAGAAUACAACUCAAGGAUGAUUCUACACCUGAGGACACAGACACAAAUCAUCUAACACUCGCCUCUCAUUCUGAUAUUUCUACAAAGCGUAAUAAACCAAUGACAUCUAUAUCAAAAAAUUUACGUGAUUCUGUAAGCCGAGUGAUUGAAAACAAGGUUAGAUUACACUCUGAUAAACCUGUAAUUAUCUCUGAAACGUGUUUGUCUGUCAAGAUCGGGACAACUGGUGAAGAAGGUGAAGCAGGCGAAGCGAAGAAGAAAUGUUGA